GGCAUUUAUAAAAAAAACAAACACUUCAUUAAAGUGAACUAGUGCAAUUUGCAGCUGUAGUGUUUUUAAUUAUUUUAUUUUUAGUUUGAUAAUUUGAGAAUACCUAUGAAGGAAAAACUAAUAUUCUAUUUUAUUUAUUUAAGAAUGUCAAUUUAAAACACUACACCAAAAAUGCAAUCAAACAAUAGAUAUAGAUCCUUUAAGCAACUGGCACAAGCCAACUUUCCACAAAGUCUAAGUGGUAGUGAAACGGAUGUAUCCACUUCAAACGAAAAUUUGUCUAACGAAGAAAAAUAUGUGAUAAGACAUACACCACGCCAGGAACCGCAGGGUCAAGAAAAUUUGACUGAUUCAAAAAGAAGCUCCUUACGUGAUAGCUUGCCAUCAAAUCGAAGCUCUCUAGAUGUUUCUUCAUCUUCUUACAAUACUCUUAUUAUUCAUAGUGCAGGAGAUGAACCAUGGACAGGACGAAAUUCUGGUCCUAGAGAUGGAAGUAUCACAUCCGCCAGUUUUAUAAACCAUCAAAGUUUUUGUAAUGACCCAAAAUUAUCGCCUCUGACUAAAAGAAAUUCUGCAUCUCCAUCUCCUUCUAUGUCUAGUACAGGAGUACAGGAGAUAACUGAAAUUCCCGACGAUUACUUAUCACAAUCUUCAGUACUGAAGCACUUAGCCAAAGAAGUAAAAGUUCCUUCAUCGCCUGAAGGAACGACUAAAGAUCAGAAUAACCACGAGAAUCUUAGCCGUUUCGAAUUAAAUUCCGGUUUUCUUCCUCUACCCACACCACCUCCUGAAUAUCCCAAAUGGUCUGAAAAGUCGCCGUUGCAACGCGAAAUCAAUAACAGGAACAAAAUAAAUUUAGAAAAAUUGACUCUCUCUAAAUCACAGCCGGAUCUUACCACAGUGGGUCUCAUUAAGAACAGUGAUGCGACAUUCUUUAAAAGAGGAGUAUCAGCUCCUAGGCCCCCCACCAAGGGUAGAGAGGAGAACGAAUCUAAUGGAGAUGAGAUUUGGCCUUCAGCAGAGAUUGUUGAAAUUUUAAUUAAGGAAAAUAGCGCUCUCAAACAAGAAUUGGAAAACUUAUAUCGAAAAGUAGAAAGAACGCAGAGGUUGGAGCAAGAAAUUUUAAAAGUUCACAAGGGACACGAGGAAUUGGUUCAAUCUUGCGAGAGACGCGAACGACUUGAAAGAGCCGCUAGAGCUCGUCUUCAAUCCGACUGCCUCAGAUAUCAGGAGGUGAAUAAAGCUCUGCGAGAGCAGGUAGAUCUGCUAUCUAAUCAGAUGCUUUCCCAUUCGCCUAUGCCGGAUUACGGAGUGCCGGAAAAUUUUCGGAGGGAAUUUGCCAAGAAAGAGGGGCUGAUCAAGCAACUCAUUUCUCAAAAUAAAGAACUGUCAGCAGCAAAAGAGCGCCAGGAAAUUGAAUUGGCGGCCCAACGGGCAACAUUACAAGAACAAAGGACUCACAUUGAUAUCUUAGACACUGCUCUUACAAAUGCACAAGGAAAUGUCGUUCGUCUAGAGGAAGAGUGUCGCAAGAAACAGGUUUACGUGGAACGUGUAGCUCAAUUGCAGAGGACUCUGUCAUCGAUGCAAAUGGCGAGCGACAGACGAGAGCAGACAGAGAAAAAAUUACGUUUACAGUUAGAAAGGGAGUUGCAACGUGCCAAAGUGGCCGCUCAAGGAGAGUGGGUAGGCGAUUCGAUCAACAUGUCCGCCAACGAAGCGGCCUCGGAAUUGAAGCGAAGGCUCCGCGAAAGGGACGAAAAAAUAAUGAUGCUUGAAGGAGAAUGUGCCAAGUGGGAACAAAGAUUCCUAGAGGAAAGCACUCUUCGUCAGGCUGCCAUUGAUGCUGCUAGCAUACCAAAAGACGCAAAGAUAGCUGCUUUAGAGAAGACUAGCCAAGAGACUGAAAAAAUAAUCGCGGAAGCUAGAAACGAAAAAAUUCGACAUAUGGAUGAAGUACAUGCAACACAAAAGAAAGUUGCUGAUUUAGAAUCCAGAUUGAAGGAUUUAGAAUCGAAAUUGGCCGAAAAAGAUGCAAUGAUCAGGGUACUACAAAAACACACCUACGACAAAGAUAUGUCGAGUAUGCUGGGUCGAUCACCUCAUCACACGCCCCAUCCUAGUCUCGGAGGAGCAGAUAUUGACCAUGUUCUGGGUACCACAGUAUCCAGGGAAGAAUUAGUGAGUAGCGUUUUGACGAAUUCGACGGCGUACGGAUCGAGCAACUCCUAUGCUGGAAGCGAUUCAUCAUACCACAUGCCGUCAUAUGCGAAAUAUGAAUCGAACAAAACCACAUACGAUACGACCAAACAAAAACUCGAUAACCAACUAAAGGAAAUCGAUAGUCAACUUGAUUCGCAGCUUCUUAGCAAGCGGGCACUUUGCUGUUUUCCAGGAUUCACUAAUCCAGUCACUGCGCAGAGAAAAGGAAAAAUACCCAAACCACUAUUGGCAAGUGUGACGACUAGUUACGAGAGUCAGGGCCCCUUCUUGCUGCCCCCCUCGCCACGUCACGGCCAUUCUCAUGAAUCCGGUGAGAUGCUUUUGUUGGAAAAGCAAGGGCGCACGUCUCAACAACAACGCAUGUCAGACGGUGUGCACCAUGCGCAAGCGUCCCAAAAACCCCCUGCCUUGCCUAGUUCUUUGCCUCGUCCACAAAGGUCAUCGCUGCGGUCCGGUCUUCCCCGGCGACUCGGGGAAUACAAUAGAUUGCCCGACAACGAAAAGAAGUCAGAUGGAGGCGACUCGUUAAGUUCAAACAGCAGCAGUCGCAGAGCUUCUCCGGCAAGAUCUCUAAUCCCGCCCCCAAGGAAACUUGGGGAAUACGGAAGGUUAAGAAGUAGUUCGGCGGGGGGUGAAAGGGAUUCCGCAUCCACACUCAGUGAUAAUUCAGCUAGUUCUUCCAAAGUUAGAUUAUACGGGGGCGGUUCGUUGCGAAGGGGCUCCUCAUUAGGACGAGAUAGUAAAUGUUCUACAGAUUCGACUACGAAUAAAUACAGAAUACAAUUUUGAGCGAAAUCGAUCGCUAUCAUUUUUUUUUUAAAUUAUUUUGCAAGUAUGUUACUUUCUUGAUACAUCUGUACCGAAAUUAAAAAAAAUUCAUCAACAUAUUACGGAUUAUAAUAGUGAAGGACCAAAAUUAUGCAGUAAGCAAGUUAAAUAACUUUGUAUCUCUUCUGUUUUCGAGGUUUAUAUUACUUCAUCUUAAAAAAACCAUAUACAUCACCUUUAGGUUUCGAUGAAUAUUUUUCAUCUCCUUCUAUCUUUAAAUAGCUUUUAACUUUUUCCUGUAUCUACGAGAUCUAUCUAAAAAAACACCAGAUUAGUGCUACAAAAUCAGUUAUCCUUUCAACAAAUCGUUUCUUUGGUGGAUAUUUAGAGUUUUACAUGGCUCAAUUAAGCAGAACGCAAGCAAUCUUUACUAUGAUAGUAAUAGAGAGAACUCAAUGUUACAGACUCAUAUCUCGUUCAACUUUAAAGCUCUCACUGUUUAUUUGGAAAAGGACCAGUUUGUUUUUUCUUUCUAGCCAAUAUCUCUUAUUCAAAAAUUCAGUCAAAUUUGCUAUAAAUAAGAUUUUGUUAAUAAUUGGUCCUUCAUCUUGUUAUCAGUUGCAUAGCCGUUUGUUUUAUACAUAUUUAAAUAUUUAACAAUAAUACCGGUACAAAUGUAUCACGAUUACUUUUUAUCUUAUAUCCUAUACGAAACUAUUAAUCUUAGCAAGUGAGCACAUGCAUCCCAAAUUUCAUUAUUAAGGUACCAUUUGGGUAGGCGCGUCAGGAGGCAAGCGACCAGUGAAGCGACCCCAAGGUCGAGUAGGAAAACAGAUGCAUAAAUGUUACGCUUCGUACAUUUGGCAAGCUUGAGAAGUGUCGCGCGACAUUUACAGGGAUAACCAUUCGAGGGAACAAUCAACGUUGCCAGACCUACUGUUUUCACGUAGAUCUACUGUUUUUGUCUCUAGCAAAUUUUGUUCUUAAUUUAUUAAGUUUGCCUCAUUCUUUAGCAAAUGGUUAAAGAAUAUUUUCUCUAUUAAAUUUUCUGCAGUAAAAGCAGCGUAAUAAGCAUACACUACUCUAGGUUGGCUCAAUAAAAAAAAAACCAAGAAAAUCAUUGUUUUUAUUUAAAAUGAAACAAAGAAUUAAUAGGGCAUCAUAAAAAAAACAUGCACACUAUGAUUUUGAAUUAUCUGAUUCAGACUGAUCUAAAAGAAGUAGGUACCUAUUAUUUUUUAUUGUCUUUUUUUUUGUUUCCGUACGUUAAGUAUAUAUUAAAAAUGUUAUUAGUGUUUCUUUGUUUACCUUCUAAUUUGGGUCGAAAAAAGUUUAUUUUUCGUUUUUUAUAUACUUGUUUUUUUAUUUACUGCACUGCAAAUUUCAAUUAUUUCCCCCUGUAUUAAAAUUACUGUUCAGAUCUACGGUGUUUUUUUUUUCACCCAUACUGUUCCAAAAUCUGGCAACACUGCCUAGAUCAAAAGAAAUUUUCAACCUAUUCACGUCCAAGCGAUGAAGCGAUGCUCGAGGAUAGUGACCUCGAGUGCGACAGGCAGCAAACCUUUGCCCCGAGUCAGAUUCAGAAGUGUCUCCAGGAAGUGUCUCGCCGUGCGAAAUGUGUUUCAUGUAAUUGUAUGUAUUUUAGAUGUAAAGCGACACUUCUCGGUCGCGUAGGCGGUCGUCUGUCGCGCCUACCGAAAUGGUACCUUUAAUGUGCAUUUAAAAAGUUAGUUUUUUAAUUGGAUCUGCAGAAUUUCAAAUGAUAUACGUUAUUUAAAACAUUAAUCUUAACAAAUUUGCGAAUACUUUUAAAUUAAGUUUUUUUUUAGUGUUAUAGGAACUAAAAUAGUUUUCGCUAAUGAAUUUGGGUUAUAGUAUAUGCUCAAUUUCUAGCAAAUUCCAUAUUUUAUCAAACCGGGGCCAAACGUAAAUUGUGCCAUAAUUAAAUCUUUAAUCAGCUCAUUUUUUAUAUAUUUAAUACUAUUUACUUUAGUUAAAUAGAGUCUCGUACGAAGAUUUGUUUUUUUUUUUUAUCGAUUUUGUAAAAAUAAAACCAUUCUUGUAAUGAAUAGCGUAGAAUAACUACACCGUCAAUUCAAAGUGCCUUUAAAUAUCCGCAUUUGAUAUAUAAAUAUUGGCAAUUUUUAGUGUUUUUCUAGUCUGUGCUAUGUUUGUAUUUACCAAAUAAAAUUUAUUAUUCUACGUAUUUUUUUUUAUUAGAUUUCCUUUCAUUAAAUUGGUCGGA
Messenger RNA from Psylliodes chrysocephalus, 5236 nucleotides. The record is from the annotation of a GenBank genome assembly. NCBI's taxonomy places the organism in Eukaryota, Metazoa, Arthropoda, Insecta, Coleoptera, Chrysomelidae.